AUGACAUCUGAAAGUGCUGUGAAAGAGGUGGUCAAUGUUGUUGAAAAAAACGACAUUGUUUCUAAGGAUCCCAAGAUUGAAAAUGCGUUGCAAGAUCUCACCAAGAAAAGAAAAGCAGAGGACGAAAUCGAAAUCGACUUGAAUCAAACUGUCCCACUAUCCAAGAAGCAGAAAAGACUUUUGAGAAGAGGGAAAGUGACUUUGGAAGAACUUAACGAGAAAUUCAAUUUGGACCCAUCGUCUGUGAACGAAUACAAGAAGGAAGCGGCUGGGGGCUCAACGGGAGACAAGGAAGGUUCUGAAACACCAGACAACAAAGAAGAAGAGGUGGAACAGGGCUCAAAGGCCGCCAAGGAUAAGAAAUUCGGUGUGUGGAUUGGUAACUUGUCGUUUGACACUUCCAAAGAAGACCUAUCGCGCUUCUUCAUCGCCAAGACUCGUGAACUGGAAGAUGAAGAGGCCAGAAUUCAGGAAAAAGACAUUGUUCGAAUCAAUCUUCCAUUGGCUCAAAAUGACGGGAAACAGAUCAAAAACAAGGGCUUUGCUCACAUGAAUUUCAAGACCGAACAACAGAUGCAAGCGGUAAUCUCGUUAAGCGAGUCGCACCUCAACGGAAGAAACAUGCUGAUAAAAAGUUCUCAGUCUUUCGAAGGUCGUCCUGACAAAGACGACUUGAUAUCACGUUCCAAGAACCCACCAUCGCGCGUUCUAUUUGUAGGCAAUUUAUCGUUCGACACCACCGACGAACUCUUGAAAAAACAUUUUCAACAUUGCGGUGAAAUUGUCAAGGUCAGGAUGGCUACUUUCCAGGACACCGGUAAAUGUAAAGGUUUUGCUUUCCUGGACUUCAAAAAUGAAGAGGGCCCCACUGCUGCACUUAAGGACAAAAGCUGUCGCAAGAUCGCUGGAAGACCGUUGAGGAUGGAAUUCGGUGAAGACAGAAGCAAGCGUCAAGUAAAGAGAAGAGAACCUUCGACCGAGCCCUCGCUGCGCGAGAAAACCCCUCCAACAUCCUCAAUGGCUGCUGCAGCUCCUCCUAUUAGAGAGAGGAAACCUGUGAAACCUGCAAAAUCUACUCAAAGAACUAAGGACUCUUAUCAAAAGGACAAGAACAAUCGUACCAAGAGUAGUAUCGCGCUAGCUGGAGCCCAAAGAGCUUCUGCUGCCAUUGUCCCUUCCCGGGGUAAAAAGAUCACCUUUUGA
Messenger RNA from Lachancea lanzarotensis, 1203 nucleotides. It is a transcript of the gene NOP13, whose product is annotated as LALA0S12e03862g1_1. Gene Ontology annotation, molecular function: RNA binding. The transcript has a single exon. The record is from RefSeq and is a predicted model, not a curated record. The coding region runs from base 1 to 1203 and encodes 400 amino acids. Lineage: Eukaryota; Fungi; Ascomycota; Saccharomycetes; Saccharomycetales; Saccharomycetaceae.